Molecule: messenger RNA, 2107 nt
Organism: Beta vulgaris subsp. vulgaris (sugar beet)
Lineage: Eukaryota; Viridiplantae; Streptophyta; Magnoliopsida; Caryophyllales; Amaranthaceae
Product: L-galactono-1,4-lactone dehydrogenase, mitochondrial
Exons: 6
Coding region: 118-1884 (588 amino acids)
Cellular component (GO): membrane
Molecular function (GO): galactonolactone dehydrogenase activity; D-arabinono-1,4-lactone oxidase activity; FAD binding
Source: RefSeq, a predicted model, not a curated record
UACCUUUAGUUUAGAGUUUAGAGGUAGCUCACCAAAAACUCCUCAAAUCUCAACUCUAAAAACAGUAGUGGACCAUCACUAUUCAAUUUCACUACAAUCAAAUCCAGCACCAUCACAAUGUACCGCGCAACCCAUUUCCGACGGUCAAUCUCUCUCCUCCACCGCCAUUACCACCAAACUCCAAACCCCCAAAACCCCUUCUUAAACCCUCGUCAAUUCUCUUCUCUCUCCUCUGACCCACCCUCUUCUUCUUCCUCUGAAACCCGCAAAUACAUCGGAUACUUCCUCCUCCUCUUAGGUUGUGGCGCAGGAACAUACUACUCUUUCCCACUCCCAGAAAACGCAAAACACAAAAAAGCUCAACUCUUCAAAUAUGCUCCACUUCCUGAAGAUCUUCACACCAUCUCUAAUUGGAGUGGUACCCAUGAAGUUCAUACCCGCAAUUACUUUCAACCCGAAUCAUUACCCGAACUUGAGCGUCUUGUUAAGGAAGCCCAUCAAAAGGGUAUCAAGAUUAGGCCCGUUGGGUCUGGCCUUUCUCCUAAUGGGGUUGGGCUUUCUAGGGCUGGGAUGGUUAAUUUGGGCUUGUUGGAUAAGGUUUUGGAGGUUGAUAAGGAGAAGAAGAUUGUUAGAGUUCAAGCUGGGAUUAGAGUUCAGCAACUUGUUGAUCAGAUUAAAGAGUUUGGGCUUACUUUGCAGAAUUUUGCUUCUAUUAGAGAGCAGCAAGUUGGGGGCAUUCUUCAGGUUGGUGCACACGGGACUGGUGCAAGAUUGCCUCCCAUUGAUGAGCAAGUUAUUUCCAUGAAAUUGGUUACCCCUGCCAAGGGAACUAUAGAACUCUCCAAAGAGAAAGAUCCAGAGCUAUUUUAUCUCGCUCGUGUUGGUCUUGGAGGACUUGGAGUGGUAGCUGAGGUCACCCUCCAGUGUGUUGAUAGGCAGGAGCUUGUGGAGCACACUUACAUCUCUAAUAUGGAUGAGAUAAAGAAGAACCACAAGAAACUACUCUCUGAAAAUAAGCAUGUAAAGUACUUGUAUAUCCCAUACACGGAUUCUGUUGUGGUUGUGACAUGCAAUCCUGUAUCAAAAUGGAGACGUCCAAAGAAUUUCAAACCUAAAUAUACUAAAGAUGAAGCGCUUCAACAGUUACGUGAUCUGUACAAGAAUUCAUUGGAGAAGUACAGAGUAUCUCCUGCCGAGAAUGAACCAGACGUAAACGAGCUCUCGUUUACAGAGCUAAGAGACAAACUUCUUGCUUUAGAUCCUCUGGAUACUGACCAUGUCAUCAAUGUGAAUCAAGCUGAAGCUGAAUUCUGGACAAAAUCAGAGGGAUAUAGAGUGGGCUGGAGUGAUGAAAUCUUAGGGUUUGAUUGUGGAGGUCAACAGUGGGUCUCAGAGACAUGUUUCCCAGCUGGAACCUUAGCAAAGCCUACCAUGAAGGACCUCGAGUACAUAGAGAAACUGAAGCAACUGAUAGAGAAGGAAAGAAUUCCUGCACCUGCUCCCAUUGAGCAACGAUGGACUGCUCGGAGUAAGAGUCCUAUGAGUCCAGCAUCAAGCUCAUCAGAUGAUGAUAUAUUCUCUUGGGUUGGUAUCAUAAUGUAUCUUCCCACUAUGGAUCCUCGCCAAAGGAAGGAGAUAACGGAGAAAUUCUUCCACUACAGAUUUUUGACACAAACGCGGUUGUGGGAUAUCUACUCUGCUUAUGAACAUUGGGCAAAGAUUGAGAUUCCCAAGGACAAGGACGAGCGCAUAGAUUUGCAAGCAAGGUUAAAGAAGCGUUUUCCGGUGGAUGCAUAUGUCAAAGCACGAAAAGAAUUGGACCCAAACACAAUCUUGUCGAACAACAUGAUUGAGAAGCUAUUCCCAUUAUCAGAAACCGUAUGAAAAGUAUCAAGCAUAAACUAAUCAUGUUGUUUGGGUUUGUUUCAUGUGAAUUUUUUUGAUAUUAAAGUCCUCAAUGUGUUCAUCGAGUAGUUUUUCUUGCUUUUUGAACAUAUACAACAUAGUGAGGUAGUUGAUGGAUUUUAACAUGUGAAUGUAAUAGUCAUUUGAUAACACCUUAUACAAUAAAAGUUCUAGUGAGGUAGUGAAUGCCUCUUCUUUUUCA